This is a messenger RNA of Parathielavia appendiculata, 2240 nucleotides long. RefSeq names its product EPL1-like protein. Lineage: Eukaryota; Fungi; Ascomycota; Sordariomycetes; Sordariales; Chaetomiaceae. The transcript has 2 exons. Gene Ontology annotation, biological process: regulation of transcription by RNA polymerase II. The record is from RefSeq and is a predicted model, not a curated record. The coding region runs from base 192 to 1934 and encodes 580 amino acids. Gene Ontology annotation, cellular component: NuA4 histone acetyltransferase complex; piccolo histone acetyltransferase complex.
GCCAGUGCGUCCGCACCUCCAACGUCAGUCCAUCGUGUGAACAAAAUUUGGUCAUCAAAAUAUCAACAACAACGCCGGUUUUGCAUCAAAAAAGUCGACAGUCCGGUUUCGCAUGGCACCUUGAAUGAGGGAAACAAUUUUCUCCCGGGGUUUCCCGAGGCUUUCUGCCCAACUUACCUCCCCUAGCAGCCAUGGCGACCCGCAAGGUCCGAUACAAGAAACUGAGCGUGAAAACGCCCUUAUCCGUGCUCAGAGAGGAUCAGAUCGAUCCCACAGAGUAUGAACAACUCACAAACGAAGCCCAAAUCGCGACCGGAGUCGAACAGGCCGAGGAAAAUGAAUACCAUCUUCAGGCUGUCCUGAAGAGCGCGGGAGUCGCGAUAGAUCAGGAAAUCCCCGUGCCGCCACCCCAGGAGAGCGCACUCAACUAUGACCAGCUCUAUGCCCGUCCGUUCGCCAAGACAUCAUCAUACAUCCGCUUCUCACAAACCGUGGAAGAAUCCAUAGGAUGCAUGUAUGAUAUGACCGAGGAGGAUGAUGCCUUCCUCAAGUCGUACAAUCAGAAGCGAGCGGCGUCGGCUCAGCUUCCCGAGGAUGACUUUGAGAGGAUCAUGGAGGUGUUUGAAGACACCUCCUAUAUCAAAGCCCCCUUCGCCUCGAUAGACCAGACCAUAGUUUCGUACGAUGACAUGCUCCAGGGCCUGCAGGAACUGGAGAAGUCCAAGAUCAUGCCUCAAGCCAAGGAGGUCUAUGAGUACUGGAAAUCGCGGCGGCAAGCACUGAACAACCAGCCACUCCACCCGACGCUCAAGUUCGAGAAGCAUCAAGAGAGUGAUGAGGCUGAUCCGUACGUCUGCUUUCGGCGCCGUGAAGUCCGCCAGACCCGCAAGACACGAGCUAGGGACGUGCAGAGCGCCGACAAGCUCAAACGCUUGCGAAAAGAGCUUGAGGAAGGCCGGCAGCUGGUCCUCGCCGCCCACAAUCGCGAGCUUCUGAAGGCCGAGAUUCUCAAGGCGGAUCGUGCCAUCUUCGAGGUGAGAACACAACUCAAGGAGCACAAGGUCCGUCUGGGCAUCAAGACCGACGACGAAGACCUCAUCAACCAGAAGGUCAGUCCACCAUUGCCCGUCUGCCGCAUCUCUUUUGGCACUGACACUUCACAGCCGCAAAAGAGGAAGGCCGCCGAGAUUUCGCUUGUGCAGCGGGCGCCACCGCCAACGCAAAUUCGCAUCGCCGUCCGGUCCGAUGGACGGCCGCCUGCCGAGGCGGACCUCGCGCUCCUUUGUGAUCGUUUGGCCGAGAAGGAGAAUGAGCUGCGGGCCGACAUAGAGAAGAAAGUGCAGAGCCACAAUGAGUGGAAUCGGAACCACUUGGACCUCACAAGAGGUCCCCUGUCGCCGGUUCAUGGGCCCCGGCGGGACCAUAGCUUCAGGCCGGCCAAGACGCAGUAUUUGAUGACGCCACCAGCUAGUGCAUCGUCGGCGUCUUUGGAUGAGCCAACACCAAUGGACCUUGACAAGCCGCAGGAUCCGCAGCCUCUCCUCACGUUUCGCGGCGUGGCGCGGGAUGAAGAGUCAAGGAAGAAUCCACCGGCAUAUCGGCGUCGGAUCGGCCGGCUCAACCGAUUGUGGAUUGACCGUCGAGGGAUGGCCAGCCCCCCACGCGACGUCAGCGCUGAGGUGCUGGAUCGUUGGAAGUAUGACCAGUCGUCUGAUGACGAGGAGGAGCCACCCGUGUACGAGGUCGAUCCCUUUGACACGAGUGCUCUGAGGUUCCGCGCGUCCAUUCCUCUGCCGCCAUGGAUGGGGAGUCGAGUAGCGGUGGCGAAUGCUCGGGCGCCGCUCCCACCUCCUCAACCACCACAGCAACCGCAACAGCCCCAACAAUCAGUGCUGCAGCCACAACCGCUACCACAAGCUCAAACAACAGCUUGACGGCCGUUGGAUACGGUUAGAUGCCGUGUGUCUGUUCCCCGCCUUCCGUACACAAGCGGCUGAGCGAUUGGCGAGAACAGCGCAACUCUUGCUCUGUAUACCCACUCAACACUUCGAUGAUUGCAUUUCAGCGAUGGGCCUGGUAGAAGAAGAAUUUGGCCUGGCGAGGCGUUCUGGUGUCCGGGUUUCGUGUAGAUGAUAUUAUCAGGCAGACCAAGCCAUGUAUAUGUGUAAUGUGCAAAUGACGACAUGGCGUGCUGUGGACAUCGCUCAUAGGCCCCUGAGAAUCCUAGCCAAACAGCGUUU